Messenger RNA from Cucumis sativus (cucumber), 983 nucleotides. RefSeq names its product reactive Intermediate Deaminase A, chloroplastic. Gene Ontology annotation, molecular function: deaminase activity. The transcript has 6 exons. The coding region runs from base 95 to 658 and encodes 187 amino acids. Gene Ontology annotation, cellular component: cytosol. The record is from RefSeq and is a predicted model, not a curated record. Lineage: Eukaryota; Viridiplantae; Streptophyta; Magnoliopsida; Cucurbitales; Cucurbitaceae.
GGUUUAGCAAAACGGUAUUACCAAACACUAGUUAGUGAGCGGCUGAGUGCGAAGAGUGAGGACAGCUACACCCAGACGAUCAGGGAGAAGAGCGAUGGCUUGGUGUGCGGCUAGGACCUUUCACAUGCCGGCGUUCGACGUCACUGCACUGCGUUCCAAGUCUCCCUUGGCCGUCGGCGUUGGUUGUGUAUCGGUGGCCGGAACCACCUUGUGGCGAUCUUCCUCAACUUCCAAGCGUCAAAUUCCAUUCGCCUCCCUCGGCAUUUCCACCAGUUCUAGUAUCAAGGAAGCUGUUCAGACUGACAAGGCUCCAGCGGCAUUAGGGCCGUAUUCUCAAGCUAUCAAAGCCAACAACCUUCUCUUUGUGUCUGGUGUCCUGGGUCUAAAUCCUGAGACAGGGAAAUUUGUCUCAGAUGACGUUGAAGACCAAACGGAGCAGGUCCUCAAAAAUAUGGGCGAAAUAUUGAAAGCUGGAGGUUCCAGCUAUUCUUCCGUGGUUAAGACGACUAUUAUGUUGGCUGAUCUGAAGGAUUUCAAGAAAGUUAACGAGAUAUAUGCUAAAUAUUUUCCGUCCCCUGCUCCAGCUCGGUCGACAUAUGAGGUUGCAAGAUUGCCUUUGGAUGCUAAGGUCGAAAUUGAGUGCAUCGCUACACUUUGAACGCCUCUGACCUAAUUUGAGGUACCCCAGUUUUCGAGACAGAAUAAAAUAAUAAAAUGGAGAUACCAAUCACAGCACAGGAACACUGGCUCUUGUUUUCGCUUAGGCUUUUCUUUGUUAUAGUAUCGUAAGUGGUUGACAUGAACAUUAAGGUUAAACGUGCUUUUUGCCAUUGAAAAUCAAAGUUAGAUGAACCAUUUUGACUGAUGAGAUUACAUGAAUGCCUUCUUACAUGAAAUGUUAAUAUAUUCAAAUAUUAAAAUAAUGUAGACAUGCUGCAAAAUUCGAAAGGUGAACACAAAGGGGAAAUAUUUAUAUUUGUUUA